Molecule: messenger RNA, 2535 nt
Organism: Eublepharis macularius
Lineage: Eukaryota; Metazoa; Chordata; Lepidosauria; Squamata; Eublepharidae
Exons: 8
Coding region: 1-1461 (486 amino acids)
Source: RefSeq, a predicted model, not a curated record
AUGGAGGAGAGACGGCGGUCCAAGCUCCUUCACGGCAUUUUCCGCUUAGCGUUCAAUCCAAACGGAGCCCCUGCGAGUCUUCCUUGGUGGCUGCCCGCUGUGGAGGAGUGGAAAACGGACAUCCUCAGCUCAGCUGCCAUACUGGUUCACUGUAGCAACCCAGAAUGGGGCCAGGAAGAUGAGGAGGAGGAGCCAGGAGGAAGAGCCAUUAUUGUGUUCUUCUUGUCACCCGCAGCCAUCCAGCAACCAGAUGUGGGCGCCCUGGAAAACCAGGCCGUAGAGGACGCCUGCAGGGAUGCAGGCAGCCCAAAGGUGGAGCAGAAUGGUGUCCUCCUGGAUCCAGCAGAUUAUCCAGGGCACUGCGCUUUCCUCGGCAGCCUUCUUGCAGUGCCCAACAACUGGAUGGAAAUAACAGCUGAUUUCCUGAGCGACGCUUUCAGGAAGGUUUUAGCAGAAAUGCAGUGCCUGGACAGUUACGUGUCCCUGGCCAUUGAGGACUACCUGAUCCAUUACCUAAGCCGGCACCGGGGAGAGCUCCGCGGUGCAGGUUCUUUCCCAAAUGCUGCCGUUUUCCUGGCCUGCAGCAUCACCAAAAAGGUCAUCACAAAACUAUGCCACGCCUCCGAAAGGAUCGAUUCUGACUCCCUCCCCGAGCGGGACAGCAGAGGAGUCGAAAUAAUGCACGAGGACUCCCCAAACCAAGAAACCCGCAUUUAUGAUGUCUUCAGAGCGUGGGGCCCCGUGGCCUAUGAAGGAGCAUUGGUGACAGCCUCUGAAGUGGUGGAGGUCAUAGAGGAAGUGCUCGAGGAGUUUUCAGCUUUCCUCGAGCACAGGAUACCUGUCAGCUCAGACCUGUCUUUCGGGGACUGUAGGCGGAACCAGCCAGAGCCACGCAGGUCCCCUCCCCACUACUCACGGCGUCCGUUCCCCUUCCAGGAGGUCAGGGUGCCCAUCUACACUCUUGAGGCCCACGCGGAAAAAGUGGCCAUCGCACUCCUGCAAAUGAUGAAGCGGUCAUUCGACCAGAUGAUGACAUCUGCUGCCAUCCGGCAAAGCCUAUUCUUUGAAAGCCAACUGAUAGAUCUGAUCCUAGCAAACUUCCGACCCUUCGAAGACCUUUGGGACAUGCUGCGGCAGAUACAGCCAAGCCCUCCUUCUGCUGCAGCAGACAUCGGAGAGUGGCAGGGGACACCUCCCGGGGAAGAUGGGCCAAGGGCGUUCAGUGCGCAGGGGAGUGAAGACGCGGCAGCAGCAGGAGAAGCAUCACCCAGUGAGCCAGCUCCUCCCCUCGGGGACGUGGAUGGACGUGCUGCUCCCACGCCUCUGGAGGAAAUUCUUCUCUACUCUACCCCCAGCGUCAGUCUCGACGAGACAUCUUCAGUUAUCAGCAUGUCACCUACUCUUGACUCCGAAGAUGAUUGUCUUCCUUGUGCUGGUUGCAGUCCGGAACAACAAACCUGAACCAGGGAGUCAGAAUCGUUCCUUUGGGAGGCAUGGCAUCUUUUAGAAACUAGCUUUUUGGUGAUGCUGCCAGGCAGAGUGGAAAGAAGUGACACUAACUAGUCCUGGCAGCCUAGGAAAUGUGGCGGGUCAGCUGCAAGCCUGCCAUCAUCCAGAAACCAUGGCUCAGAGGGCUGAUGAUGGCCCUGGACCGGUAGAAACAAAGAUGGCAAACCCCUGUGGAUGCAGCCAUGACCCCGAUGCCAACAACUUCCUGCCCACACAGCACACAGGCAGGGAGCCAAGGCCACCAGCUUCCUCCCGGGGGACUGAUGGGGCUAACAGCAAGACGAGGGCUUGAUCCGAGAGCGGAUCUCCUAGCAAUGCCGGAAAGGCUAGAGAGAGAAGAGGAGGAGGAAGAGGAGGGGGAUUGACGUGCCAGCCCAAGCCUCUCCCCACCAAGGCCGCUUCCUCGUCAUCCCCUCUCCAAUAGCUGACUUCAUCAACCGAGACAAAGAUAGCUAAACCUGGUUGUUGUGCAGCUGCAUAUCCCCGUACACCUGUCCUUCAGGAAAGCAUCCGCCAAGUCAGGAAGGGGCUGAGUAACAUCAUUGUUGGGCAAAGUAAGAACAGGAAUCUCAGUCACGGGCAAAUUCCUGCCUUCCACUCCCCUAGCCCGUUCAUGGAUAGCGGCCAGAUCUGCGCACAUGUGACAAGGAAGGCCACGCCAGCCUGGCUCUUCUUCCCAGGCUGCUGGGACCCAUCGUAGAGCUUUGUUAUAAGAACUUGUAUCUGCCAGAAUAACUGAGGCGUGCUUUUCAUACUGGCCACUCUGCGGUGGUCAAAGCAAGGCGAGGUGUGAUCACUCAUUCAAUGGUUGGAUCGUUUCUCAAGUUCAAAAACAGGCACACCUUUUCCAUGGAGCCCUGGAGCUGUUCUCUUCAGAAGAAAUAGGGCCACUUUGGAUCAUCAAAAAAAGUGACAGGUGCCCUGCCCCCAUUUAGGGCCUAAGGUAGGUAGGCAGGUUUCUUGUUUGUGGCCAAAGGCCCUUACAAUCCAUACACAUUUAGGGUGUUUAAAGCCUAUGACCCACCC